AAGCUACGGCCAAGGUGCACGAUGCUUUGGUCUGUUUAGCGAAAUUCAGUGAGACAGUUUGUAUGGAAGCUCGUGGCGAUAUGCUCAGUCUAACCACGCUGAAUUCAUCAAGAACUUCAUACGCUUCUUUCGCCUUGGAUGCAAAGUCAUUCUUUCUGUCCUAUGACUUCGGUUUGGGACAAGGAGCUAGAUUCACAUGUCAACUCUACAACAAGGCUCUGCUUGCCGUGUUCAAAAGCCGCAUGUCAGACCCUCGUGGUGGUGAUACAUCGAUAGAUCGAUGUGAAGUCAGCGUGGAAGACAAGCCGAACAAGGUGCAGUGCCGGCUGGUUGUCAAAAUGGUUUGCAGGCAUGGUAAGGUCUAUCUUGACCACACGAAGUUCGAGAGCGAGCUGACUGGAGUUCAAGGCGUGACCAAAACCUACCGGUUGACUUACGAAUCCGUGGAAGUAUCGCACGCUCUUUUCGACAGAUACAACGCACCAAAUGGAUGGAAGAUCUCUUCUCGUAUACUCCGCGAAUACAUCGAAUUCUUCGGAACGAAAACAGUACAGCUUGAUUUGCUGGUCAAAGAGGAAAAAGCCAUAUUCACCAGCUUCACAGAGAAGAUCAUGGACGGANAAAGGUAUGAAAGUCUCACUAUGUUGAAAGGUAUAUCACUGAUGCAUGUUACAGAAAUCCUCAAGCAACCGCUAGAAACAGCUAUAUCUCUACACAUUCAGGACUUUGAUGACUUCCACGCUGAAGAAGACGUCCACAUAGUCAUCAAUGUCAAAGACUUCAAGGCCAUCGUAACACACGCCGAGACUUUGAAGACAUCAAUGUCUGCUCAGUUCUCUCGUCCUGGAAGGCCAUUGCUGUUCAGAUAUACAGACAAGGGACUGACUUGUGAAUUCAUACUGAUGACAACCGGUGUCGCCCAAGCUGUUCCGCCUGCAACAGCACCAAAAGUGGCAUCUACCCGCCCAGGUGGCCAAGCUUCGAGGCAACCUUCAGCUGUACCACUGCGACCGUCAAGACAAUCGACGGUAGAUCCGGACGCAUCGACGAGACAGCCAUCUGUAGCAUCAGGCAUGCCUUCAAGGCAGUCUUCGCAUGCGGUGAUACAGACUGUCGAAGGCAGAAACACUGAAAUGGCACCUCCACCAAAACCUGCUUCUGUUGUCGGUCCGCAGAGACGGGUUCUGGGAAAUCUCGGACGGCAAACCUCUCAAGCUACAACGACUUCAAACGUGGACCCCGACCCUGAAAGCCUGUUCAUGCCGCAUGGCGAUCAAGAUGACAGGAGGUUCGAUCCAGCAGAUUUUGACCCAGAGCCAGAAGAAGAAGAGAUGCUGGGCUGGGACGCCAAUGCAAAUGUCGUGANNACUGGCGGUUCCCAUCCGACCUUCCGCGAUGCCAUUACCCGUGAUCCACCACCACUGAGUCAGAGUCUCAACAGAAGCACACAAGGUCUACCGCCUACGCAGAGGCUUUCCCAGGUAAUUCCGAUGUUGCUCUUCACAAUAUUGUGGCUAAUUCAUGUCGCAGAUGAAUGGACUGUUCGACUGAUGUUUUGCAUCGAGAGU
Aureobasidium uvarum is the source of this 1568-nucleotide messenger RNA. NCBI's taxonomy places the organism in Eukaryota, Fungi, Ascomycota, Dothideomycetes, Dothideales, Saccotheciaceae. The record is from the annotation of a GenBank genome assembly.